Messenger RNA from Nicotiana attenuata, 1088 nucleotides. RefSeq names its product calcium-binding protein CAST-like. The record is from RefSeq and is a predicted model, not a curated record. Gene Ontology annotation, molecular function: calcium ion binding. Lineage: Eukaryota; Viridiplantae; Streptophyta; Magnoliopsida; Solanales; Solanaceae. The coding region runs from base 257 to 865 and encodes 202 amino acids. The transcript has a single exon.
CGCGGUAUCUUAAUUUUCCUCCACUCCUUCCCAUUUUUAAUUCUAAAACCCGCCAGCCAUCCACGAUCCAUUCAUAAUUUUCUCAUCUGUCAAAUCCAACUUCCCAUUCCUAAAUUUUCCAUUCCCAUAUCCACACUGCUUCCUACUGAUAUUCCUACUGCUCCUAUAUUUAUUCAAAUCUUCUCAGUUUUUGCUUUUCAUCAUCAAAAUUUUGACAAAGAGAUAGUUUAUAGAAAUCUUUCACAAGAAGAAACCGAUGGGAUCAGUAGGUGACAAUAAUGGAGUACAGGACGAGUGUAAACAGAGCCUUACCAGAGGCAAACUUAAGUCUUCUUCCUCAUCGUCGUUCCGGCUUCGAAGCCCGAGCCUCAAUUCAAUUCGUCUUCGUCGGAUCUUCGACGUGUUUGACAGAAACCAUGACAGUUUGAUCAGCGUUGACGAACUUAGUCAAGCGUUUAAUUUGCUAGGGUUAGAUGCCGAUCAAUCGGAAAUUGAAUCAAUGGUGAGAUCAUAUAUCAAAUCAGGAAACAACGGCCUUAGAUUCGAAGAUUUUGAGGCUCUACAUCGCUCACUCGACGAUGUUUUCUUCGGGUCAAAAUAUGAGGAUAAGAUCGGGUUGGAUCAGGAUCCGGAUCAGGAUGAAGUGGAUCUGCAGGAUGCGUUUAACGUGUUUGAUGAGAACGGCGACGGUUUUAUAUCGGCGAAGGAAUUACAGGCUGUACUAGAGAAACUGGGAUUGCCUGAAGGAAAUGAAAUUGAUAGAGUGGAGAUGAUGAUUUCAUCAGUUGACCAAGAUCACGAUGGCCAAGUUGAUUUCGUUGAAUUCAAGGAUAUGAUGCGCACUGUUAUUGUUCCUUCUUCUUAAUCUCGGCGGCUGAUCCACCGUAGGUCCGUCACGCGCCACCGGCUGUUUACUUGCUUCUUGUAUUAAUGGUUCCGCUGUUUCAUUAUCAUGUACCGGACAUAGUCAUUAUAAUCUGCAGAUUUGUCAAUUCUGUUUUGAAUCUGUGAUGAUAAAUUCUUAUUCUUCAGUUAAUAGUGUAAUUAUUUUGUUUUGAUGAAUGAAAAUAAUAUUACGACUUGUGACA